UUAUUGAGUUCAAUUAACUUAUAGUUUUCUCCAAAUUGUUAAUUUAUGUAAAGUUGCAAAUGUUGAGUGAAGCAGCGAUAAAGAAGAGACCUGGCACAACUCACUCCGCCGUCACUGAGUUUAAUAGAUUUUGUACAUUGAACUUAAAACCUACUGCUGAACCUGAGCACUUCGACAAGAUGAUGGAUCAACUGUGCCUUUCACCAGAAAUAUUGAAAAUUCUUUCUGGAUCAGACGAUCUACAAGAAGUGACGUCACUAGAGAUGUGUGUCGAUACUCGACAGGACACUCUAGACAAUUUUGGAGUCUACUUGCCAAAACUUACACAGCUAAAAAUGAACAACAGUUUGAUCUCAUCUGUCCGGGAUUUAGGAACCAGCCUUUCCCAUCUGCAGGUCUUAUGGCUGGCACGUUGCAGUUUGACUGAUCUGGAAGGAAUUUCUGCUCUUUCUUCCUUGAAGGAGCUGUAUGUGGCAUACAACAGCAUAUCAGACCUAAGUCCAGUCAGUAUGUUGGAAAACCUGGAGCUGUUGGAUCUGGAGGGGAACAAUGUUGAUGAACUGGCUCAGUUGUGGUAUCUAUGCUGUUGUGAGAAGCUCAGAACACUUUCACUGGAAGGAAACCCUGUGUGCACCUGCCCUGAUCCAGGAAUGUUAGAGGCUUCACACUAUAGCUACAGGUCUGUUGUCCGUGAGCUGAUCCCUCAGCUAAAUAUCCUCGAUGAUGUACCUGUUGCAGAAGAAAAAUCUCCGUGCUAUGAUUCACUGCUGGACUGGACUCUUCAAGAAUCAAUCAAAGACAGUUCAGUUAAUGUUGAUCUGGAUCACACAGAUGCAGCUAUCGAAGAGAGAUCUGUUAGUGAGUGUGGCAUCAGACCUGCAUCUGCACUGCCUCUUGAUCUAAAAAACUCUUCCAGGAGUCUCUUUAACCAUCCAGAUAGUGCCAGACCUUACUUCUGGACUGGGUCAAGACCAGGUUCAGCUGGCUCUGUACUUGACAUUCUGAACCAUGAGGCGAGUGAUCUGACAAACGGUGUUGGAACUGUUCUCUGUGGGAAUCCACUACAGGCUAUUCGAGCACGCAGACAGAAAAUAAAGCUGCAAAAUUCUCUUUCUCAAAUCCAACCCAGCACACAGCUUAGCAGUUAUAUUCCUGAACACACGUAUGACUUUGAACAGUCAAGCAGUCAGGACCGCAGUGAUGUUUUUGCCGAGCUCAGAAGCUGGAGGAUUGAGCACAACAAACAUCUGUUGGCUAUUGAGAAGGAACCAGCAGCCACAGUUAUGAGUGUCCACCACAGUGAUGAGGAGUAUGAUGAUGAAGACAGACACAAUCAUAGCAUCACUAGAGAUGCCAGCAGAGACACCAGCUCUCCUGAUACAUCCAUACAAUCUCUCUCACCAGAAUCUCCAGAGAUGUUGAGACUUACCUCCUCUUCAGGCUGUUCCAUGUCUCCCUCACCUCCACCUACUGUAACACUUUCCCCUGCUGGUCGGAGGACAACACAAAUCCGCACUAGGAGACUCAGACCUCAUAAGCCUGAUGUCAGUAACUCAAGACUAUCAAAGGAAACUGAGACUGACCACAGAAGCAUAUGUGCCCAGAAUAACAUGACUGUAACAUCUCUGACUGCACCUCCUCGAAUAGUCCAUAAACCCCAAAGACCCUCUACUAGUCCUGCAGUCCCUCUUAGGAUGGAGGUUACUGGGAACCAGCAGCUCUCGGAAAUGCAGCAUAAACCAAUAAUGCAUUCUAACACGUCUAAAGAAUUGGCACCCAGACGUCCACAAACAGCAAGAGCUGCACUGCAAAGACUUCCGGAUCGAAGCCUUUUGCCUGCUCGAGGAAACACCCACCUGGAAGGUGUAGAUUAAAGGGAUAGUUCAAGCAAUAAUGAAAAUUUACUGACUCUUUGCUCAGCCUCAAGUGGUUCCCAAAAGCAUUCUUCUUCAGUU
This is a messenger RNA of Danio aesculapii, 1955 nucleotides long. RefSeq names its product leucine rich repeat containing 56 (gene lrrc56). NCBI's taxonomy places the organism in Eukaryota, Metazoa, Chordata, Actinopteri, Cypriniformes, Danionidae. The record is from RefSeq and is a predicted model, not a curated record. Gene Ontology annotation, molecular function: protein binding.